Messenger RNA from Carassius auratus (goldfish), 2260 nucleotides. RefSeq lists its product as uncharacterized. Lineage: Eukaryota; Metazoa; Chordata; Actinopteri; Cypriniformes; Cyprinidae. The record is from RefSeq and is a predicted model, not a curated record. Bases 129 to 1139 code for a protein of 336 amino acids. The transcript has 6 exons.
UCACAUAUAAUCCUCACCAAGAACCGCCAAACAGUCUCAUAAAAUCGAAGACCAAAUUGGCACGAACGAAGGCUUCGACACAGCGCUUGAAUUGGAAAAGUGUUUUUUUAUUAUUAACCAACAGAUCUAUGGCCCACGCUGUUACUUUCACUGUUGUGUCAGACAUUUUGUCUUCUGUAAAAUCUGCCUUCUUUUUCAACGGAAAAUGGAAGACAUUUACUUUUUCCCUGACGUUAGAAUGUGUAACGUUAUGUCUAUUCUUCGUGUGUGGUGCGUCUGCUGUUGAUCCAGACAGAGCAUCAGUGUCAGCGAUGGAGGGAGAUACAGUGACGUUACACACUGGUGUUGAAAUGAAUCAAACAGACAGAAUGACGUGUUAUUUUGGAGUGAAUCGCAUCGCUGAAAUCACUGGAGAUCAGAGUAAGAUCUGUGCAGAUGCUGUGUGUAAAGAGAGAUUCAGAGACAGACUGAAGCUGGAUCAUCAGACUGGAUCUCUGACCAUCAUGAACACCAGAACCACAGACUCUGGAGAAUAUAAUCUGAAGAUCACCAGCCGCAACAUCAACAAUAUAUUUAAUGUUACUGUACAUGGUGUUCCUGCUGCUGAACGAGAUGAAAUGAAGAGAAAGUCAGUGAAGGAGGGAGAAUCUAUCACUUUAGACACUCGUGUAAUAAAAAAACCAACUGAUCUGAUGAGAUGGUAUUUUAAUGACUCUCUCAUCGCUGAAAUCACUGGAGAUCAGAGUAAGAUCUGUUCAGAUGUUCAGUGUAAAGAGAGAUUCAGAGACAGACUGGAGGUGAAUCAGACUGGAUCUCUGACCAUCACAAACACCAGAACCACAGACUCUGGAGAAUAUAAACUACAGAUCAUCAGCAGCAGAUUCAGCAUCAUGAGGAGCUUCACUCUUACUGUCUCUGAUUCAGGAUCAUCUUCAGUUGUGGUUAUUGUUGUUGUUGUUCUUCUUCUUCUUCUUCUGCUCGUUCCUGUUGUGGUUUACUUCAAGUGGCAAUCAAUAACGCAAUGUACAGGUAUCAGGAGGCAGCGCGGGAGACAGGAUCGCCCUGAUCAGAGAGAUGAUGCUCAAGCCCCUGAACAGAAUGAAACUCUAAUGAAGACUUCUAAUGGGACAAUCCAAUAAGACUGAGGCUGCUAAUACAACUGUUACAUUAUUAUUAUUAUUAUUAUAUUAUUGAAAGGGAAAAUUAAGAGAAGACUGGAAAUUAGAGAAGAGCAUCAUCAGAAAUUCUCAUUGUUCACAGAAACAGGUCACAAUAGUAAGGUUUCAGUGUCAUUAAUGGUGAUUUUACUUUAGCAUCUUGACAACACUAUUUACACACUACUCAAACAACACUACUACAGCAUUACUCUAAACUGAUGUUUUCAGAGGGAUCACUGAGAAACAUUUCACUGAAACUUUGUGAUUUAGUUAGCAAGCCUUUGUGGUUAAAGAAGUCAAGUCUGCUUUAUUGUCAAUUCUACAACAUGUACAGUACAUACAGAGAAUUGAAUGUUUGUUACUCUCAAACCCUUGGUGCAUAUAGAUAACACUACUGAGGUUCAGAGUUCAGUGGUGCAUGGGGAACUAGAGGAGAGGUUUGGGAGGGAGUUCAUCUUCCUGUCAGUCUGAUGAAUGAAGCUGUCCUUCAGUCUGCUGGUCCUGGUCUGGAGACUGCAGUCUCCUCGCUGUGUCAGCAGACUGAAUGGAUUAAUUAAAUCUCACUAUUAUAUGCACAAUCAACACUUUGAAACUCAGGGACUGAAACGUUUUAACCCUGUUAACCCUGCCAUGUACAAUAAUAGUGAGAAAAAAAAUGUAUGCCCUUCUCUGUCAGCCGCGCUGCAGGGAUGCACUGUUUUGUUCAAAUCAAGGCAUUCAAGGUGAAGCUUCAUAUUUCACAUUGUUUCUUCAUCUGUGUCUCUUUCAGUUGAAAUAUGAAGCUUGUUCAGCUGGGCUGUUUGUACAGUAUUAUUUCUAACAUGUAAUUGUGUUUUGUUGGUGUGUUUGUAGAAUAAUGUCACUAAAUAGAAAUGAUCACCUGCUGUGGCCUAAUGGUUAGAGAGCCGAACUUGUUACCAGAAGUUUAACUCUCGGUGCUAGCAAGAGUUGUAGGUGGAGGGAGUGAAUGAACAGUGCUCUCUUCCACCCUCAAUACUCAUGACUGAAGUGCCCUUGAGCAUGGCAUUGAACCCCCAGUUCCUCCCUGGGUGCUGGAUCUAUAUCUGCCCACUGCUCCAGGUGUGUGUGUGUGUGUGUGUGUG